Gastrolobium bilobum is the source of this 1485-nucleotide messenger RNA. Its product is annotated as protein neprosin-like. The transcript has 7 exons. The record is from RefSeq and is a predicted model, not a curated record. Bases 75 to 1337 code for a protein of 420 amino acids. Lineage: Eukaryota; Viridiplantae; Streptophyta; Magnoliopsida; Fabales; Fabaceae.
GAAGAAGACAAGGCCAAUGUGAACAAAAACACACGGAUUCAUCAAUAGAAACAAGGAAGCGAAAUUUCUCAAGCAUGGAUUUUAGCUGGUGUUUGAGCUCCCCAAUCAUUUCCACUCUUGUACACUUUCUUCUUGUUGCUUCUUUGGUUUGUCCUGUUUGUUCCUCCGAAAUUAGCAACACCCCAGUUGCCAAUAACACUUUUCGGCCACAGGAAGAGGUGAACAAGUUGAACAUCAUAAGAACUCGUCUUCAGCAGAUCAACAAGCCUUCUGUUAAGACAAUUCAGAGUCCUGAUGGUGAUAUAAUAGACUGUGUUGUAUCUCAUCAACAACCAGCUUUUGAUCAUCCUCUAUUGAAAGGACAAAGACCACUGGUAAUUGAUCCUCCAGAAAGACCCAAAGGGGUUAACCAAAUGGACUUAUUGAGUGAGAAUUUUCAGUUAUGGACCUUGUCAGGGGAAUCAUGUCCAGAAGGUACAAUUCCAAUUAGAAGAACAACAGAACAAGAUAUGUUGAGGGCUACUUCUGUUAGCAAAUUUGGGAGAAAAAUAAGAAGGCGUGUUAGAAGGGACACAAACAGCAAUGGACAUGAGCAUGCAGUUGGGUAUGUGAGUGGAGAUCAGUAUUAUGGAGCAAAGGCUAGCAUAAACGUGUGGGCACCCCGCGUGGCAAAUCAAUAUGAAUUCAGCCUGUCCCAAAUGUGGGUCAUCUCUGGUUCAUUUGGAGACGAUCUCAACACUAUUGAAGCUGGUUGGCAGGUCAGCCCGGAGCUUUAUGGGGACAGUUACCCCAGAUUCUUUACUUAUUGGACGAGUGAUGCAUAUCAAGCAACUGGGUGCUACAAUUUACUAUGCUCAGGCUUUGUUCAAACUAACAGUAGAAUUGCAAUUGGGGCUGCAAUCUCUCCAAUUUCUUCAUAUGCCGGUGGACAAUUUGAUAUUAGCUUGCUCAUCUGGAAGGAUCCAAAGCAUGGAAACUGGUGGCUUGAAUUUGGAUCCGGAAUCCUAGUUGGGUACUGGCCAUCAUUCCUGUUUACCCACUUAAGGGAUCAUGCAAGCAUGGUACAAUUUGGGGGAGAAACUGUGAAUUCAAGGGAAACGGGGUCUCACACUUCAACCCAAAUGGGUAGUGGACAUUUUGCAGGAGAAGGUUUUGGAAAAGCUUCUUACUUUCGGAAUAUGCAAGUUGUGGAUUGGGAUAACAACUUGGUGCCCUUAUCAAAUCUCCGGGUUCUAGCGGAUCACCCCAAUUGCUAUGACAUUCAAGGUGGGAUUAAUAAUGUUUGGGGGAAUUACUUUUACUAUGGUGGACCUGGAAGAAAUGUGAGAUGUCCCUAAGGGAAUGAUUUAUAUACAAGUGAUUUUAUUUUUUCUUUGGCAUUUUUGGGUUUGGGUGAUAUUGGUUUUCCUUCUCAAGGGCAUUCAAGGAGCUUGGGUCAUUUAUUCUUAUAUUUAAAUUAAAUUUCUUUGUUGAUCAGGGUUUUUU